Messenger RNA from Agrilus planipennis (emerald ash borer), 1834 nucleotides. RefSeq lists its product as uncharacterized. The record is from RefSeq and is a predicted model, not a curated record. The coding region runs from base 240 to 1292 and encodes 350 amino acids. Lineage: Eukaryota; Metazoa; Arthropoda; Insecta; Coleoptera; Buprestidae. The transcript has a single exon.
CUUGAGAACAUGUACAAUGUUGUCAAGUUUCAACUUACGUUUUCCUGAAUACAUUUAACACAAAAAUACUCCAAAACAUUUAUUUUCUUUGAUAGUAAUGAAUUAGUAAAAACUAGUGACAAAUCAUUUGCGGUGAGCAAAGAACGUACCCCAUCAUUUCAAUUUCACUUAUCAAAUAGUUUAUGUAAGGAUGCGUAAGAGCCUAAGGUAACCUCAAAAUUGCCCAAAUAAAAACAAAGAUGGCAGGUGAAGAACAAGCGAAAAGUGAUUUUGAAGGUGUUUUGAGCCGAAUUGAUCGUAAAUUUGAUUUAAUAGCGAUCAAAUGGUUAGAAAAUAAAAAUUUUGAGAUAAGGUUUCGAACUCAAAUCCAAAGAAAUAGCGACGACUUUAAUGCUUUAUGUGAUGAAUGGGUAGAUUUAUUUUCCGAAGUUACAAAAACCGUUUGGGUCAAAAAAGUUUCAAAUACAGGUCCUAAAAUAAAAUUUAGAAAGCAGUAUCAAUGUUGGACUUACGUUGAAAAAGAAGUUCAAAAAGAAUUGUUGUUUGAUGCUAGAAGAUGUAGAGGUACACUGGAUGUAAAGGUCUUAACUGACAAUCCCCUAACCAGGCGCAAAAAUAGGCAUAUAAAAUUGGGCUUAAACGUUGUUGUUAAAAUUAAUUUUAAUCAUCUUCAUGAAGUUGACACCAGCAGACCGUUUGCAUUUUUUGUGCAUACAUGCGAACCAUUAGCUGAAGUUCCUAAACCAACAGUACAACCCAACAAUAAUAUAUCUCAGAAAGUAGCUGAGAUUAUCAAAAGAAGACUGAAUGUUUCAUCAAAAGAAGUAAAUGGUGAAAGUUCCAAAAACAAUGAACAUAUUCCUCAGCAAUCUAAUUCUUCUGUAGUUGCACCAUCAACAAUAUCAAAUAUUGAGGAAAAGGCUUUUCCAGAAAACCACAGAUUAAGUACAGAUAACACAAUACCUGCAAUAUGUACUCAAGUUUUACCGAAUUUGGAAGAUAUGCCGUCAUGUUUCAAUCAAAAUUAUUUACCUGUUUUUAAUUUAGAUCAAGUACAAUUAAAUCCAUUGAUUCAAUUUAAUGGUACAAAUGACAGUAUUAAGUUAGAAAUUCAGCCACAAAUUCAACAACUAAGUCAAGUAAGCUUAUGUACACCACAACUAGGGAUGAGUGAGCCCAUUAUGUGUCAGCCUACACUAAUGCUAGAUUCCCAAAUUCUUUCAUUCACAGCACAUCACUUGGUUCAAAUGCAUUCUCAUAACUUACAAAAUCAAACAAGUUAUUACAUUUAAUAUAAACCUUAUGCUGAAAACGUGAUUCAUUAAAAGUUGUUAUUUUUAGUAUUAAAUAAUCCUCUGGUCAACUUGUGAAUAUUUUAAUGUACCUAAUAUUUUAUAAUCUGACUAUUUUAAAACAGAAGUCUUUUUAGAUUAUGAAGUAAUAUUAGCAUUAUUAUUAAGGUAUUCAUUUUGAGAAACAUGUGGAACUGGUAGAAUAAAUUUAAUAUAUUUUUGAGUACAUUAUCAUGAAUAAAGCUACUUAAUAUUGUAGUAAUAAAUAUACCUUUAUCAGCUCAAUUCCAGUAUUGUGAGUACUCUUUGUCUGACUAUGUAAAUACGAAGUAAUUAGUCUUCUACAAACUACUGUACCACAAGGUAGUACUUAUACAAUGAAAGGUUGUGGUUAUUUUGAAUAUGGACUUUUUUUUUGUAGCUCUCUAACUUAUUUGAAAUAUGUAAUGUGUAAUAUUAAGAAACAGUUUUCUUGUACUGAUAUUUUCUUUUGUUGAUGUUUACUGUUUGAAUACUUUUGUUUCUGAAAUAAACAUUAAAAU